AUGCCUCGGAAUCGGACAUUCGGAGGGACGGUUGCGGCCGGUUGCCGUGGAGCAGACCGCCUAGGCGCCCUCCCGGACGCGAUCCUCCAAUACGUGCUGUCGUUCCUGCCGUCGCGCGACGCCGUGCGCACCUGCCUGCUCGCCCGCCGCUGGCGCCACCAGUGGAAGUCCGUGCCGGCCCUGCGAAUCACCGGCGUCGACUCCUUCAGGGGCGCCGGCCACCUCAACGACUUCGUCAACUAUCUCAUCGUCCUCCGCGACAGGACGCCUCUCCACGCGUGCGAGAUCGAGACCUACCAGCACCACCUGGACGAUGGCGAGGGGUCCCGACACGGCGAUCCCGAGGAGCGGUCCCGGUACACCGAUCUGUGGAUCCGGUACGCCUUGUCGUGCAACGCUCAGCUGCUUCGGCUCAGUGACCAUGACCCCGAUAACCUCGAUCCCGAACAGGAGCAUGUGGAGAAUGUUGCGCUUGAGACUCCCAUCUCCUCGCCGCAUCUGAUGACGUUGGAUCUUGAUGGUGUGAUCUUCUCGAGCAAAUACUCUUUAGAUUUCUCCAGCUGCCCGAACCUCAAGACAGUAAAGAUGCACCGCUGCUCCUUCUUAAUCGUAAGUUUACGCCGUGACGGUCCCAUCAAGAUAUCUUUACAAUCUGUGAGAUAUCUAAGCAUCGCGGACUAUGAUUUUUGUCGUUAUGACAAGGAGGCAGCUCUCAUUACUGUCCCAAACCUCGUCUACUUAGAGCUGGCUAGCGGCCGUGGCAAGGUUCCUACGUUUGAGUGUACCCCGUCGUUGCUAGGAGCAUCUAUCAAGCUUGACGACAAGGAUGGUUCCUUGCUCCUUGGACGCUUGUCAGAUACCACUAAUCUAGAGCUCAUGGCCAAGCAUCAAGCGUCUGCUGCUUUUAGGAAAGAUUUAAAACGUUGCACUUCGUUUAGCAAGCUCAAAACGUUGUCACUCAAUGAUUGGUGUGUGGAGCCUGACUUCGGACCACUACUUUACUUUCUCAAGCGGUCACCAAGUCUCGAGAAGCUCCGCCUCCGGCUAUCUAAGAGGCGAUCUGAGGGCGAUCGAAGGGCUGACCGCGAUGGCAGCUGCGGAGGUGGGGGGUUCCGCGGCCGCCGGGGCUUGGCCGUGGAGUGUCUGCUGGGGGGUGAUAUGGAGGCGGAGUGGAGGAGAGUUGGGGAGAAAGUAAAGCUAGGUUCAAAGGCAUUGAGGAUUUCUCGGGAGCGGUUCACAAAAUGGAAGGUGAAAUUGAAAUUCCUUUAUGAGGAAGAGAGGAAAGAGAUCAAGGGAAGGAAACGGAAUCGGAUCACAGAAGAAGAAAUAGAUCUAGGCCAUGAGGCCCUUGCUGAGCUCGCAGCGAGGAUUGUUGUUUCCAACCUGCGCAAGAAUGCCAAGAAGUCCUUGGAGACGAUUAAGGACAUGUACCUGCACUACAACGAGAGAUCCGGGCUACUUCUUUGUGGCUUCCAAACUUGA
This is a messenger RNA of Triticum dicoccoides, 1482 nucleotides long. Its product is annotated as FBD-associated F-box protein At5g56370-like. Gene Ontology annotation, molecular function: protein binding. The coding region runs from base 1 to 1482 and encodes 493 amino acids. The record is from RefSeq and is a predicted model, not a curated record. The transcript is spliced from 5 exons. NCBI's taxonomy places the organism in Eukaryota, Viridiplantae, Streptophyta, Magnoliopsida, Poales, Poaceae.